This is a messenger RNA of Symbiodinium sp. CCMP2456, 1194 nucleotides long. The record is from the annotation of a GenBank genome assembly. Lineage: Eukaryota; Dinophyceae; Suessiales; Symbiodiniaceae.
AUGGUCUGGGCCGCUUCUGGAUCUUCGCUGGAGGGCGGGAAUGCGGAUCUUUGGUCCUAUGACACCGUACUUGGUGGCUGGACCCAUCAUGACUCUGGCAGUGGGCCAAACCAGCGGCAAAGCCACUCCUCUUUCGUGGAUGCAGCGGGCCAAUUCUACGUCUACUCUGGUGCCUUUGCUUCAGUGCGCUUGGGGCUCUGGCGUUAUCAGCCCUCCAUUCUGGGACCCAAGGCCUGUGACACAUCUGCUUCGAAAGUGUCCGUUAUCACUGCGGUCGGGGAGCUAGAUGAACCCGGCCUCGAAGUGAGCAUGGACGGCCACAACAUCUCAAUGCAGCUUUUGCUCCCGACCCUUCCGCUUCCAUCCUCCCUGGUGGGAGGUGAGAAUCUAACAUGGAGGAUGGAUAUUACUGUGGCCUCGGAGAAUUUGGACCCGAACUCAGCUUGCGAUAUAUGGACGCCCUCGAAUGUCACGUACAAUGCUCGUCUAUCUCACACUGAACUACGGCAAUCAUGUGCUCUCCCGGAGACGAUGUAUUUUAACUCGACUGAUGAUGCCUGGAUUCAGGACGGCUUCUUGGGCAUCUUCCUAGUUUCAGAAGCUCUGCUCGAAACUGUGGUCUUGGGUGCUUUUAAGCUUUCGAAGAUCGUGAUCGACUCGGUCGCGAGGAUGUGGGUCAUACCCUUACGGAUGGCCUUUGCCACCAAGCCUUCCAGCCUACCGGAAGACAUGUUCGUGUUGAAGCAAUGGAAUGGGAAGUGCGUUCGCGCGGAAUCUGGAAGCACGAACCCCGGAAAUGGUGAUCGUCUCGUGUUCUCCGACUCGUGCAACACGUCAACCGCUCUGCUUUUCAAGAAGGUGUACUUUGAGAGUGGCAGUAACUACUUCAACCUCCAGCUCCAGAAUGGCAGAUGCAUCUAUCCCCAAGGGGGCUCGGCUUCCAUGACGUAUAAUCACCCGCUGGUGUUUUGGGACUGGUGUGGAAAUGACGACAAGACAUUAUUCACCUUCAUCGCCGAGGGGGGCGACUUCGUUUGGAAGCACAAGGAGAGGGGCAACAUGUGUGUGCAUCCCUACCUCGGCACUCUUCCUGUAGACGGCCAGUACUUGGUCCUUUUUCCUGACUGCCGGCCGGCUACCAAGCUCUUCUUCACGGAAGUAAAUCCUCUUACGGACUCCUCCACGGUGAGGUGA